AUGGCGGAAGACGCGGAGGCGUUCCCCUCGCAGUACGACGAGAACGGGGACAGCUCCUGGGACAAGGUGGAGAAGGACCUCCGCGGCGCGGAGCUGCGAUUAACCUGCCGGAUGCCCGACGGCAAGGAGCACAAGAUCACGUGCAACCUUGGCCACGACGUUGCGUACGCGAAGGGCCUGCUGUGCAAGAUGAUCUCGGCC
Messenger RNA from Prorocentrum cordatum, 201 nucleotides. Lineage: Eukaryota; Dinophyceae; Prorocentrales; Prorocentraceae. The record is from the annotation of a GenBank genome assembly.